Molecule: messenger RNA, 546 nt
Organism: Rotaria sordida
Lineage: Eukaryota; Metazoa; Rotifera; Eurotatoria; Philodinida; Philodinidae
Source: the annotation of a GenBank genome assembly
AUGGAAGAUAUUAGAAAUGACAACUCAGCUGUGUUCAUUAUAGCUGCUACUCAUCUUCCUUGGAAAUUGGACGCAGCUAUUCUAAAACGAUUUGAAAAACGCAUCCAUAUUCCACUACCUGACUUAAAGGAACGAGCAUUGAUGUUUAAAAUACAUUUGGGUACGGAUACUUUUCAUACGAUACAAGAAGAUCAAUGGAUACAACUUGCUCGAAGAACCGAGCGUUAUUCGGGAGCUGAUAUCGCUGUAGUAUGUAAAGAAGCACUACACAGGCCUAUUCGACGACUUUGUUUGGCGACUCAUUUCAAACAAAUACUAAAUCCGAAGUUUGAUGAUCAUCGUCAACUAUGGCUACCAUGUUCUUUCGAUGAUCCUCACGCUGUACCGCUUACAUUCGACAAGAUCCUAUCCGCUGAAUUGUGCGAACCUCCUGUGACAUUGUCAGACAUACAAGCGGCUAUUACUAUUCAUAAACCAACUGUAACCGAAUAUGAUUUAUUGUCACAUCAGAAAUUCCAUUGGAAAAUUUGUCAAGAAUGCCUAUAA